AGAGAAACACAGAGAGGGAGAGUUGGAGGGAGGGUAGUAGUCUGAGGCACAAGAACAAAAGCUGCAGAGGACUGCUUUCCAUCUCCACUAAAAGAACAACGGAGGAGUAAUAGAAGGAGGAGGGGGUGGUCAUGAUAGUAGUGAGACAAUAACGGAAGAGAAGAGGCACAUUGUAGUCAGUGAGGACUGAAACCAAGGCUCUUCUCUUCUCUGCUCUCCAUGUUUUUGGGGACUCAACGUACCAUCGCCUUCGUCUCCAAACCCAGAAGAGGAUGUCUGUGUCGGGGAAGAAGGAAUUUGACGUGAAGCAGAUCCUCAGGCUCCGCUGGCGCUGGUUCAGCCAUUCAUCCCAAGGUUCAGCCGGGAGUGGAGGCGGUGGCGUUGGUGGGGUGGGAGGCUACAUCCAGCAGGAUGGCCUGGAUCACCGAGGGACGCCAGUCCAGGGCCGGCUGAAGAGUCACUCACGGGAAAGAGGCGUUGGAGGACUACGGAAGACCAACAGCCCGGUCCACAGUAUCUUGGCACCUACGCCAGGGCCCACACCUGUCUAUGUCAGAGCGGGUCAACAAUCAUGGCACCAUCAGCAGAACACCAUCCAGGGUCUCCAGGUCAACGAGGAAUCCUCAAAGAGCAGCUCCUCACCCAGCACCACAAGGAAAGAGGACGCCAACACUGGCCAGGAAGAUGUGAAGAACAGCACAGAGGACCCUGCAGAGGUGGAGGCCAGAGAGAGGUUGACUCUGAGCAACUUUUCCAGAAUGAACACCAACUCCUCCGAUGAGUUUUUCCAGGCCACAAAUCAUGCAGAACAGACUUUCCGCAAGAUGGAGACCUACCUCCAGCACAAGCAGCUGUGUGAUGUCCUCUUGAUAGCAGGGGAUCAUAAAAUACCAGCUCACAGACUGGUCCUGAGCGCCGUGUCAGACUACUUUGCUGCUAUGUUCACCAGCGACGUGAGAGAGGCAAAGCAGGAAGAGAUUAAGAUGGAGGGAGUCGAUCCAGAAGCCCUCAGAUCCCUGGUUCAUUUUGCCUACACCGGCGUCCUUGAGCUGAAAGAGGAGACCAUUGAGAGUUUAUUGGCGGCAGCUUGUCUCCUCCAGCUUUCACAAGUCAUCCAGGUUUGCUGUAACUUCCUGAUGAAACAGCUUCAUCCCUCCAAUUGCCUGGGCAUACGCUCCUUUGCAGACGCCCAGGGCUGCGUGGACCUGCUCAAUGUGGCUCAUAACUACACCAUGGAACACUUCCUGGAGGUCAUUCAGAACCAGGAGUUCCUGCUGCUCCCCACGGCUGAGAUUGUUAAGCUGCUCUCCAGCGAUGACAUCAACGUCCCUGAUGAGGAAACCAUCUUCCAGGCUUUGAUGAUGUGGGUGCGGUACGAUGUCCAGCAUCGACAACAGGACCUUGGGGUGCUUCUUGCCUUCAUCCGCCUGCCUCUUCUUCCUCCACAGCUCCUUGCAGAUCUGGAAAACAACAAGAUGUUCUCUGAUGAUCUGGAAUGCCAAAAGCUGCUGAUGGAGGCCAUGAAGUACCAUCUUCUGCCUGAGAGACGUCCUAUGUUUCAGAGCCCAAGAACCAAACCCAGGAAGUCCACUGUGGGUGCACUUUAUGCUGUAGGAGGGAUGGACGCUACCAAAGGCUCCACCACCAUAGAGAAGUAUGACCUGCGGACCAACACUUGGGUCCAGGUUGGAGUCAUGAAUGGACGCCGGCUGCAGUUUGGCGUGGCAGUGAUAGACAACAAGCUGUAUGUGGUUGGAGGGAGGGAUGGACUCAAGACAUCCAACAUGGUGGAGUGCUACAAUCCGAUCAAUAAAGUGUGGUCCACCAUGCCCCCCAUGUCAACACACAGACAUGGACUUGGUAUUGCUGUGCUAGAGGGCCCUAUGUAUGCCGUGGGAGGCCACGACGGCUGGAGCUAUCUCAACACAGUGGAACGCUGGGACCCGCAGGCCAGACAGUGGAACUACGUGGCCAGUAUGUCGACACCGCGGAGCACCAUGGGCGUCACAGCACUCAAUGGGAAAUUGUUUGCAGUAGGUGGUCGAGACGGCAGCUCGUGUCUGAGGUCAAUGGAGUGCUUCGAUCCGCACACCAACAAGUGGAGCAUGUGUGCUCCCAUGGCCAAGAGGCGAGGGGGAGUGGGUGUGGCGACAUACAACAACUUCCUGUAUGCUGUAGGUGGACACGACGCCCCCGCCUCCAACCACUGUUCUAGACUCUCCGAUUGUGUCGAGAGGUAUGACCCAAAGACGGACACGUGGACCACUGUGUCCUCCCUCAGUGUUCCCCGGGACGCGGUGGGUGUUUGCCUACUGGGUGACAGGCUCUAUGCUGUGGGUGGAUAUGACGGCCAGUCUUAUCUGAACACUGUCGAGUCCUACGAUGCACAGAACAAUGAGUGGACUGAGGAGGUCCCUCUCAACAUUGGCAGGGCAGGCGCCUGCGUGGUGGUGGUGAAAUUGCCUUGAGCGUUUUGUCUCACGACAGCAUGGGAAACAAAUGAGAGAGCAGCAAAGAAAAGUGGACAAACAAAACAAGAGAUCAAGAACACAUCCUUCGAGAAUCAUGUUUUCAUUUUUUUUCUCCUUUAACUCGGCUCUCCAGAUUUUUCAGAGGGAAACACAGACAGAGCCUUGCCCAUAAACCAUUGUUUCUAUCAUUAGUGGACAUGUCUGCCCACUGGGGAGGACUGCUGCGCAUUCUCCACAUUCUCAAGCGAUCAAGAUUUUUCAUAGACUUGGCUAAGCUGUAGCAAGAGCCAAGGCUUUGUUGUACUGGUUUGUUAUACUAGUUUUAUGAAAAGUUCUGUGUAUGUCCGUAAGAUUAAAUGUAAAAGUUACAUUUUGAGUAAAUAAGCCUGCAGGUUAGUUUACAUCUAUACAGAGACUUUUCUUAUCAGUGCCAUCGCAUACAGUAUAUUUUUGGGUUUAUAUUUCACUUUAUAGCCACUCAAAUGAAAAUUGUUAAGAUACAAAAAUGUAACCACAUACCAGUGUCUUCCCUUAGCGGGUGGUCUGAACAGAUUCAUGCUCUUUAAUGAAGAAGACCACUGUGAACACUGAGGGUGAUGAAGUUUUUGCAGGGUGGUUUUAAGAAGAACAGGAAUGAAAUGAGACUUUUUGCUGAAUAAUAUAUUUGGACUUUCUUUCAGUUCAUUUUCUUUUAUUGAGCCUGUAGCUACAGAACACCAAAGUCAUUUGCUUGUCUUAGAAGUCUUGUUACGCAUUAAAUAAAAGUUUACAAAAUUGUGAAUUACAGAAAAUAUAUCAUAUUGAUAUUUCACAUUGCUGUACAGUUUUUCGUGAACUUUAUGAAUCUACAUUUGUGUUGAUGAAUCAUGCCUAAACCAGUGCUCUCUGGUACAGUUAUUAUUAUUUUGUCUUUACUUCUGGGCAUGCUAGCUGAGCGAUUGUUUUACUUGGUUUAUACAAUUAUCAAAAUCACUGUCUGUUCUCGUAUUUUUAAGGAUAUGAUGCCUUUUGGGUCAUGUAGAUGAUCUUAUCGUUCACGACACAACCAUUGGAUAAACCCAGAAGAAAAAGCAAACUAUGGCUUAGUGGGACCAGGUGCACACAAAGCAGCUAUCUGAGUCUACGAGAGAAUUUCAAGCACUGUUUCACGUGUAGCACUCUGAAACCUGAUUUCCACAGCACCUCACUAAUGUGACUUUGAUUAGAAUUUUUAGCUUUGAAGUUGGUUCUGCUCAUAAAAGUAAAACCCUUAUCAUGACGAGAACAAUUUGUAACUGUAAUUAUAUCAUGUUUUUGGGGCCAAAUGUUCAUUUUUAUGCUUUUAUCAUACUUUUGUACAGCAUGCAAACUAAAUAAAAUAACUUCAGUCCUCUGCAUGUUCAAAUCCAUGUUUAGAGCUGAAUGUGGCCCCUCAGCGGGCAGAUUUUGAUUUCUCUUGUUCUGCUUUGAGUAAACUAAACUCAUUCUUUGACUAAACAGACUUGGAACCUACUUUGAUGUCAACAUUGACCUCAUUUUCUUCUCAUUGCAGACCCCGCUUUUUAAAUCAAGCAAGCAUGUUUGCUUGAUUUAUAUCACUCUGAUAUCACUGUGGUUUUCUUUUCAAUCUCUCCUUAACAGACUGAGGACCAACUGCGACUGCUUGCCUUUGUUUUUUUCAUUGUUUACCUUCCAAAUAGUUUAAACUCUCCUCUUGCUUGUUUGGUUAGAUUUGGAUGGGUUUUGGCAGACAAAAUUCUGGCUUAUGUGUCCACGUGUAGGUUGUUUCAGGAUACAAAAAUAUUAGACAUACCUUUAUCUUUUUGAUUUUGAGGUAUAACCCUUUUGGCACAAACCCCAUCUCAGUCGAUGUAAAGAUAAAUCUCGUUCUCUAACUUUCUAUUUCUGUUUAUCUGCACCUCCUGUCAGAUAUUAUAAUGGAAAUCAAUAAAGGAUAAUAGCUUUCACCUAAGUUCACCUCUUCAGAGUAUAAUAUUACUGAAGCCCCACCGUGCAGAAUACUUAUCUCAAUAUAUAUCUGUCCAGUUAAUUCAAAAGCAUAGUUUAAUGGCGGUAGAAACACAAGACCAUAAUGAUGAAAAUAGCUUUAUUCGAUUUGUCCCUGCAUUGGAUAUGACUGGUACAAAUGUGCAAUUUUUUUCAAUCUUUUCGGUUCCUGUCUGUUAUAUUCUUCUCCUGUGGGUUGGCUCAGUAUUGCUUAAUCUGAAAUUCCACAUCUGUUAGACUAAACCGAUAUUCCCCACAGUCUCGUUGCCACCCAUAGGUUUGCAAUCACGGUUUAAAACACAGUGAUCUCAACACUGAGAAAGUCAGCUUCACGUGGUAAGAGCAUGAUGCAAUACAGUACCUCAAAGUCGUCAGGUUUCCAUGUCUGAUUCUGGUUUAAAGGGCCCAUGAAAAAUGGGUUUUAUCUUGUGAAUAUUAUCAUAAUAUUUAACAGAGCCAAAUAGAGACAGAACAGAGACAAAUAAAGAAACCAUUAAGAUACAUGGAUACACUUUCACAAGAGUGAUUUAACUGCUAAAUGUUUUGUAAGAUGGUACAGCACUGACCUAACUCAAAGCUGCUUUGUUUUAGCUGAAGUGGGACAACUCUGAUAUAGAAAUCCUAUUAUGAUUAUCCUUGGAAUCUUAUUAUUUAACCCUGAGGUAUUUAACAUAAAAUCACUCAAAUUAAAAUGUAUUACUUUAAAAGAGGAUCAUCAGUUCCUUUUCACAUUUAAUCCCAAGAAUUGAGUGUGUUGUAUAAAAAAAUUUCCCUAUCCGUUUCAAUGAUAAAUGAUAUACUGAGAUUAUCACCCCACUAAUCAAAUUAUGCCAUCACAACAAAAAGAAAUCUAAUUUCACACCUUACAGAGCUACUCUAAAAAUAAUGAAUAAGAGAAUAAUUAGUAAGUGACAAUUAGUAAUUAGCCAGAUCAGCCAUCUAUGGGCUGGAAGAGUCUAUAGCAUUUUCAUUCUGUAUUGUUUUUCCCAUCUAUUCAAUGGUUGUUUCUUCUACAGAGCAGCAUGGAUUAAAUAUAAUACAUAAGCUUAGUAAUAGUAUUCUUCUUUCUUUUUAGUUUACAGAUGUUUGGAGUAUGAUUUAAGUUUUGUUUCGCAUUUAUUCUAAUUAUUAUCCACCCAAGAUCUUCCACUUUGUCAGUGUUUUGAGUUAUUUUGUAAAAAGAAAAAAAGAUGAGGUGAAAAUGAAACAACAAAGCAUGGUUUACAUUCUGUACUACCUUGUCAUUUGCAAGUGCCUUUAUCAUUCAAGUGUUAAAAAAUGUAAUGAAAGAACAGUAUUAUGUUUUUGUGGUUCCAACACUCAAAGUUUCAUGUUUCCUGUUCUGAAUGAAUUAGAAUAAAAUCCAGUGUUCCUUAUUGAUUUCCCUUUUUAAAGCCAGGAACAUUACAAAGGAAGAUGGAGACAAAGAGAAGCAGAUGAUGAAUAAAAUGGGGUUCAAGCUUUAAGACAAAUGAGAUUUGGAUUUUGUGCAUUCAGGGUAGAUCAAACUAAUACAGGAGGUGGGAAUGGGAUAAGGGCAUUGGUCCCAAAAAUAAUUUACAAUGUCAACUGCUAAUUAUUUGUAAUAAAGGUAUGCAAACAAUGUA
Messenger RNA from Morone saxatilis (striped sea-bass), 6064 nucleotides. It is a transcript of the gene klhl4, whose product is annotated as kelch-like family member 4. Bases 273 to 2468 code for a protein of 731 amino acids. The record is from RefSeq and is a predicted model, not a curated record. The transcript is spliced from 11 exons. Gene Ontology annotation, molecular function: protein binding. NCBI's taxonomy places the organism in Eukaryota, Metazoa, Chordata, Actinopteri, Moronidae.